UCGUACCUGCUUCGGCGCGCCCGCUGCCAGUCCGAGCUUGCCCGACCUCACGACGCGACACUUCGCACGCGACCCCGACCCGCACGCGAACCUCGGGACCGACUCCGCUCAACCCUCCCGUGCGAUAACUGUCAAGGCAGCCAGUGCAGUUACACAGUGCGAACAUGCAAGUGUUAACCCCUUUGCUGUUGGCAUGCGUUUUGUGCGGAGUACGCGGCGUGAUCAGGACGCCGUUGGAGGCCUUCAGACCGUCCGCGGAGAUCCACUUCAGGAGACCGGACAAACUGCCGUUGCUCCCGCACAGGCGUACCACGGCGCCGCCGAAGAGCGGCCUCAAGAUUCUGUACCAGACCGGGGGUUCUGAGGAGGAUCUGCCUGAUUGCAGACCUCGGCAAGUUUGCAGCAAAGUUGACUUAUACGACGCCGCGCAGCCGUGGAUAGAGAAGAAAUGCCGGUGUUUGGGGCACAGACCGUGUUCUAGCGAACUAAGCACGGACGACAACCACACACUGGCAGACAAGACAACCCUGUACAAGACAUGCGAGCCAGUCAAACGUUUGCCCAAAUGCCGCUACUUCAAGGACGCCGCGUGGGUCAUAUACACGUUCCCUGACAGUAACGCGACACAGCAGAUCGUCAACUGUCACUGCCCCAAGCUGUCGGUCACGUAUCUGCUGAAGAAACUGCCGUACGUGACACCUAGCGGCGAGCAGGGAAACCAGUACCAGUUCGCGUGCUCUCCGCAGAGUAGGCUCCGUUGCUCAAGAAAAGAGCCCUGCAAACUCUUCAGCGCGAGGAGACGACACGAGCAAAUCGACGAGGUAAACGCCAACACGAUCUGCCAAUGUCCCAGGGAACACACGUGUCCCAGGCACCAUACAGAGCCUGGGGUCCUCGCAGGAGUCACCUACGCUUCAGAAGACAUCCGCACAUACCACGGAUACUGCAUGCCGGAACCGCCUCCCGACACCUAUAGGUUCGUCGGUGAUAAGGACUGAAUUGCCAUGCACUAUCAUUUGGUUACAUCUGGAAUACUCGUAGGAUUGAUCUUGGAAUGCGAAAUGUUUAUUUUUAGUCAAUGGACUUCAAUUAUCUAUGUAUCAUUAUUACAUAAACUUGAUUAUUCGAAAUUUGUAUUCCAUUCGUUUUAGAAAUUUUAUAUGUCUUAUACAAUGACUGGAUCAAUCUUAUUUUUACCGGAUUUCGCAAAUUAUAUAAUAAGUUUAAUAUCGCUUUGCUCAUUACCUGUCUAGUACAAAACGAAAUGUAUGGUCAUGAAGCGUGUUUGAUUUUAAUAUUGUUUAUGUAACUUAAGUUAUAGCUUCAUUUAAAUUGUGAUUUUAGAUUCGUGAAAGUUUUGCAGGAUAUAAGAGCAGUUUAUGCCAAAUUUCUCGUCAAAUUUGGCUGCCCAUCUCAUUAUAAGAGCUAAUGGGUUUAUUAGUGUAGCGAUGAAAAUAUGCUGUCAAAAUUGUAAUGUACAACGAUUUGUAAGUUAUUCAUUGUAAAUAUUUUGUUAGGGCUUAUGUGGACCGCUUUUAUACAGGAGUGUAAGCGUAUGAGUUGCGAACAUUUCUAUACAAUUCUAUAAUUUGUACAACAUCUUGUCUAGCAACUAACCUUUUUAAAUGACUGACAUUAAAACUCACUUGCACUCGUUUAUGAACGCGGCCCUACUUGUUUCUGUUACUAUGUAAAUAGAUGUAGUAUAGGAAAAUCAUUCCAAACGUUUAGUUUAAAUUAUUAUUAAUAAUAUAUUUAAAUAUUUACUUGCCAUACUUACGUAGUUUGUUGCGUUUGUUCAGUCUUCCACUGCAGUCGCGAAGGCUUUAGUUUUGUUCAUUGUUUUGUUUAUGUUAACAAAUUGUAUAAUAAUGAUUUCUUUUUUGUUAUACGAAAUCGACGUUAUUUAAAUUAAAAAUAAAAACGUAAUGAUAAGUUCUAAACAUUAAAUUAAAGCAUUCCAUAAUUACCUACGAUUAUAUUGUGAUAUAAAUGAAACAUUUUGAUAUUUAUUGACAUCAUUGAACCGUUUAUGGAAAUGUUUUAAGCGCUUAGAGCGGACAUAGUGAUCACAAUUCACAUGGCAUAUGCUUUAACGAAACGAGAUAAUAAUGGUAGCGCUUUUCCUAUUUUUAAAUUUGGAAUCAUAAAAUUCACAAGUUUGAGGAUGUGUGACUACAUGAUGACUUCACGUGAUUCCUUAUUUGAAAUUUAAAAUUUGGAAAUGGAAAGUUAGGACGGCGGAUUUUAAAUUUGGACUUGUAGUGGUUACGUUAUAAACAGUAUAUAAUGUUCAUUAUUUGCUAGUAUUGUGGUCAUCUCAAACCAGUGUAAUAUUGGUAUAUUUAUAUUAUAAAGCAAUUGUAAACCAAUGCUUGCGUUUAAAUGUAUUUAUGUAAAUACGACGCAUGUUGAUGUUUGUAUAA
Manduca sexta (tobacco hornworm) is the source of this 2426-nucleotide messenger RNA. RefSeq names its product protein giant-lens (gene aos). NCBI's taxonomy places the organism in Eukaryota, Metazoa, Arthropoda, Insecta, Lepidoptera, Sphingidae. The transcript has 4 exons. The record is from RefSeq and is a predicted model, not a curated record. The coding region runs from base 165 to 998 and encodes 277 amino acids.